Molecule: messenger RNA, 2198 nt
Organism: Liolophura sinensis
Lineage: Eukaryota; Metazoa; Mollusca; Polyplacophora; Chitonida; Chitonidae
Exons: 4
Coding region: 85-1431 (448 amino acids)
Source: RefSeq, a predicted model, not a curated record
GAAACAGCAAAGGACAUACAUUUUGGGAUAGCCUCCCAGUUAACACUGUUGGCGUUUUUAAAAAGGGACGGAGGAGACCCAAUAAUGGGUGUGUCACUGGAGCGAGUUCAGAACAAAUUUGCCUGUAUUAUUGGAGAACUCUGCAGUGAGCCGGUCAUCUUGUCCAAAUUUGCAAUAUGGCUGGACCUGAGACUGGCAGAGUACAAGGCCAAGGGAGCUAUAUCCUUAGAUUGCUCAGGGGAAAAUCCUGACCCAGGCUGGCUUAAAGGUCACGAAAAACCUGCCUGUGUUCGUGAAGAUCACUACCCAUAUGAUCAUCCUUUAAGCCGAUCCGCUGGAAAUGUUCACAUGUCUGGUUCAGGUUCCGUCUCUCGGACAGAUGACAGGAUUUAUGAUGUUGAUGACUCAUUGACUGAUGAUCGCUUGGAGCCAGACGUUGUUGUUGUAAAAGAGGAGUCGGACGUAGAGACCCCUGAGUUGUUCCCAGUGAGUUUACAUCGUGUUGAUCCAAGUCUGCCACGCAAAAGACACGGACCUGAACACACACCAGCAUCAUCAUAUCACACAUUCUCCCAAUCACCAGCAAAAGUGGGUCGUUUUUCAGAAACUUUGCCGUCCACAACAGAGGACGAAUCAGCCAAUCAGAGCUUGAUCUCUAUUAUCAGUAAGGCUAAAGACAAUGACCCUGUGACAAACAUGCACUUACCAUCAACCGUGAACUUUAAUCCUGAUCUACCUUCUGACCAAGGACUCGAGCCUGCUCAAUCUAUGGGAGAUAACUCUGUGUCAUUUUCACCGCAACAUUUAUCCACAUCAUCAACCCCCCAACAUAUAAACAUCUCUCCAUCAGCAUCAGUUGACGAUUCCAGCUCAUUCCAGAUGGCCUCACUCCAAUCGCUUGAUAGUGAACUGCCAUUUCCACAAAACUCGGGAUUUAGUCCAGCUCAGCCGAUGCUGUCUGGAAGCGGGCCUUCGCCUUCAUCCACCCGUGCAGACGUCAGGAAAGACACCCGUUUGAGAAUGUCCACGCUUGCUUUGCCCCCACAUCUCCACCGAGAGGUGGUUCGACGGAGGAUAUUGCAGGGAAUCGGGUUGAAGGACAAAAAUGAUCACGUGAUUCGGAACUUUAUCAGUGUUGUGACGGCACUGGAACGCUGGUGGUGGCAGACUCACGGAGAGAAGCGUCGCAUGGAAACGCUGACGCCCACAGAGCUGGACACGUAUCUGUGUGAGUUUUAUACAGUGCUGACAAAACCGUCCGGCGAAGACUACGAUCCCAAGUCAUUUAGGGCCUUUCCAACAACUCUCGACCGUUUCCUUAGAGAGAAAAACUAUCCAGUGUCCAUUCAGAAAUCUCCAUUGUUCUGUCGUUCACAGCUCGCGUAUCGAACCAGACUAAGGAAGUUAAAGGAAGCCGUGGAGCUUCGUUAGCGCGCCAUAAACUAGACAAUGUGCAGACACACUUCAGGGCCGGACUUAUACACCAACCUUCACCACAAGGAGCAUGACAUGUGUGAAUCUGGCUGAACUGUAAUAAGAAUUUCCUAAGCACAACAGACACAGGCAACAUUUGUUGUAGAAAAUAGGAUUUUUAGACCCCGGUGACAAAUGAUCCGGAAUAUCGGUUACCAGCUGAUGGGCAGCAUUUAUCCAUUCUUGAAGAUUCCAGCAGCGACAGACGGUCAUGGUAAUGCCCAUAAUUGUAGCAAAUCGUUUGUCGCUCUCAUUUUGUCUGUAUUUACAUAACAUAUCCAUCCACAUUGGCAGGUUGCUUAGAAGAUCCAGAUCGCCGCACACCAACGAAUCUUUGAUGGACUUGUUAGUUUCUAGAGCAGAAUUUUUGGAUCCAGUUUUCCAGAGUUCAGGAAUUAUGUUAUGGCAACCGUACACGAGAAAUUUCCGAGGAUUCUUUCUUGCCGGGGAAAUCAGGAAAUGCCACUGUGCGCUAGGAUGUAGUAGAAUGAAAUGACGGAAGACUUGAUAUGUUUGGUAUUGUACACUGUAAUGACUUAAAAGAACAAAUAUUCCACUUUUCCCGCGGUUGCCAUGUUUACCAGAUUCGUCAGUAUCUACCUAUCUACUACUGUGAAUAAAAAGAUGUUUCAAUUUGCUCUGUCAUGUAUUGGGUUCACCUGAACUCUUUCUGGAUUCAGGCAUGUGUUGUUGUUGCUCUGCCCAGUCGGCACUAGUCAAUUCCU